AUGGAAGACUUCUUGAAACCUCCAAGUCAAACUAUCAACCUCAUUACUUCUGAAAACAUUCCUAAAAGAAUGAUCCCUCUCCAAAAAUCCAGUAAAACUCUAGUGCGUAAGCUGAUAAACGAAGAGAAAUAACUUUCAAUCAAAUGCAUUCUUAACUCCAACGAAGGAUGAAUUCUCUGACUCUCUAAAACCCAUAACCCUGCUGAUUCCCCAAGUAGCUCAAGUGGCGCAUCUAUCUUCAAAAAAGGGUGAAACAUUUAAAAGCCGAACAGAUAUGAAAAUUCCUCAAAUAAAAGCAAACAACAAAUAACUCCGUCCGAAUUGCUUCAAAAGUAACCUCAAAUGAUAGUGAAAUAAGAAUGAGGAGACAAAAUAGAUUGAGAACCUCUGCUGGCUACAAAUUACGCAGGAAAAACUUUCAAAGGUCUAACCAAAAACCACUCCAUGAUGGCUCUAAAUAAGAAAGCAAUUUGAAUUAACAUUUAGAAAAUCUAAGAAAUAAAGCUCAGAAACCAGACUAUAACAAAAUACCGUAUUUCUUCUAUCCCUACAGGAAGGAACUGUUGGCUGACAAUAAAGACAGGAUGUCAUUCUCAGAUAGUUCCGACCAUCCCUUUGAAAAAUGGACAAGAAUUACAAACUUAAUAAUAGAUAAAAACAAAUAAGGGUUUUAAUCUUUUGUGAGACACUCUUCAGAAUAAACCAGUUUUUCAAAAAAUUAAAUAAAAGAAAAAGCAAGAACUCUGCUGCCAAGAAGUAUGACUCUGACAAGAUGAAGAGUCACUUGAAGUCUAGACAGGCAUCUAAUUCUUAUGGCAAAACUAAUCGGCUCAGAGGUGACAGUCUCUCUAAGAGACUUAAACUAUCUACAAUGUAUGGACUAGAAGUCAAGGAGAAAAGUAAUUUUGGAAUUGGAAUGGUCUCUGUCAAACAAAGUCCAGGUCUGCCAAUGACAAAGAGAGGUUCAUUUAAACCAACAGAAGCAAUGUCAAUCAUGAAUGCAUCCAUGAAUGUGGAUAAAACUCCUCUAGAAAAGGAAAUUCGCCUCAGAGUUUCUGCAGUGGGCUUAGAGAAACUCCCUGGAGUCGAAGAAGAAGAGAAAAACAUCUUAAUUUCAAAGUUAGAAGAAAGUGACAACGUAUUAGCAGACUCUGUCUCUUCUCAAACUGAGCUAUCAAUCAACUUGAAAAUAAAAGUUUGUGAGCCUGAUAAAUACUUCCAACAAGAGAGCACAUUGAACAAUAAAUAAAAGUGCCAGUCUUACAGACCCUUCAGAGAGACUUACAAAGAUGGAGAAACACAUUAAUUCUCAAGAAGGAGACUCCCCUGACGUUGAUUCCCCUGAAGUUGAGUUUCUAGAAGCUGAUUCUGCUAAAGAUGAAGAGGAUAAUUACCUUACUGUUGAGAGAACAAAAUUCCACCGAAACCGGAGUAAAUCCACAAAAAUUCAAAUGAGCAAGAGCAAUGACAAUCUUAACUACAUAAAGGAUAAUAUGGAUAAGGUUUCAACUAAUGAAAAAUAACGUCAAACAAACCUCCAAAAAUCUUAAAAAAUUCAAAUGGUACAAUAAGGGUAGAUCCUUCACUAAAAGAAAAGCAAGAAUGGGAAAGCACAUCAAAGCAGUAAAACAUAAGCAUAAAUAAACAAAUCAAGCGAAAGCUGACAAGAGCAUCAACAAUAAAACAUAAAAAUCUCGAUUUAGUACCUGUAAUCAGAAAGAUGUCGUUCGACGCUCCUAAAAACUUUGAUAAACUUCAAUUACAGAAGGAAAUUGUAAAGAAGAGCAAGAGACCCCUUAAAAGAUUAACCAAAUAAACCUUCAAACUUGGUUCCUUUUCCAAUAUCAAAACUGAGCUCAAACAUUCAAUUCUUCUCAAGGGAUUAUAAAAAUCAAAACCUGGCUGGUGCUAAUUUCCUCCAAAUGAUAUCAAAACCAGUACGCUUUGGCUCCAAAGAAGGAAGUUCUUACAAACCCUCUUCAACACGUAGAAGUGAAUUCAGCAAUAGGCUAAAAUUCAAGAACUCUAUGAGUUCAAACAGACUCUACUCCGCUACUCUAAAUGUUGAAAAUUCUGAAUCAUUCCCAAUCAACAAAGGAAUGUAUGCUACAAAAUAACAAGAUCAAAGAUAAGCUUGACAAAAAUACAAAGACAUCAUACACGAGGAAAGCUGGAAAGUAUUCAGAAAUCUUAAGAAUAAUAAAAUCGAAGCUAUUCUCUGUCGUAAGAAACUCUCCUCCUCUUUGUAAACCACUCGUCAGCUUAGUAAUUAAAGAAAAAGAAGGAAAAUUAGCUAAGAGGAAGCUUAGUCUUCAAGAAGACCGUAAAUAAGAUAAUCAAGAAGGUAUCAAAAGCCCUCCAGCAGAAUUAGCAAGUAUACUUAUAAGAAACUCUCCACUGAAAUUAUGCAAAAGAAAACUACUUUUGACUCUUCUCUACUGGGCCAAGAUCUCAAACCUCCAUGUCUUGAGAGGCCCAUUGAGAAAAAUCAAAAGAAAAAGACUCAUUUAAGGCCUAAAACAGGUGGGAGAGAUCCUCACCUGAGAAUGAUUCAAAAACUAAAGUCUCAUUGAUCCAGUACAAUGCCAGAAAGAAUUAAAAGCAAACUAAAUUCAAAAAUUACAAAGCGAACUCGCCCAGAGGAUUUAUAUUCAACCCCAAUAAAGAAAAUCUUACCUCAAAAAGAUCAAACAUUAAUUUUCAAAGAGCAGCCAAAGACUAAAAUUAGAAUAAAGAAAAAGGUAGCAAAGAAAAGGAAAGUAAACACUAGCAUUAACACUCCUCCUGAAAUUCCAGAAAUUAAGUUCAAAAUCGUACCAAAAAGAGUUUUUAGCGCUGACCAACAAAGACCUCCUCAAAGAGAAGUGGCCAGAAAUAACUUUAUAAACAUAGAAAGCAAAUGAGUCCCUGCUGAAUGCAAAGAAGCUAAGCCUUCUCAAAGGAACAGAAAAUACAUUUUCAUGAACAAACAAGAAUUUGAUAACACCUUUAAUUCUUCUCAGGACAAAGCAGACCCCACCCAAAAUAAUCAGGGAGCACAGUCAAUAACUCACCAGCACAAAAAUAAGAAACCAACAUUAAAUCCAAAAAAUACUAAACAUAACAUUUUGGUGAGCAAAACAAUAAGAAAUCAAAAGCAAAAUAGAAUGGCCACAAAAUGCUUAAUGCCAAAAAGACCAGUAAAAUUGAACAGGAAGAUGAAUACUCAAGUAGACGAGAGCGUGACUCUUAAAAAGAAACGGUUGUUUUCGCCAAUUAUAUAUUCUAAAAAUAAGCUAAUGGAUCAAGAAUCAAUCAAUGAGAAAAAGAUAUCAGACUUAAAGUUCGCUUCUGUUCUUAAUAACAAGCCCAGAGUUAUGAGCAGAAAUCAAAAAAGUGUUUGCAGAGGUUAUAGAACAGAGAAAAAUACAUUUUCCAACAUUGUUGAUACCAAAAUUGCAUCCACUAGUAUAUAUUCAUAUACAUAUUUAUAACCUCUUUAAA
Messenger RNA from Moneuplotes crassus, 3483 nucleotides. NCBI's taxonomy places the organism in Eukaryota, Ciliophora, Spirotrichea, Euplotida, Euplotidae. The record is from the annotation of a GenBank genome assembly.